AGCAGCUGGCAGACUUUCCUGUGCUUCGUGUAUGUUUGUGUGUUUGUGUGCUGGGAGUUUGACCACUUAAAGGUAGCGGACAGGCAGAUUUUUUUUUUUUUUUUUUACAAAAGCGAAAGUGAAGAAUGACUUGGGACACCGAAUAGCGAAGAAAGUGAAAUACUGCAGCUUUGUUUUCAGCAGAAGGAUUACAAAUAAACUGGCGCUCUUCUCCUAAAGCCAUGGAACCACCACCGACCGGUACCUCAUCCACCCCAAGACUCAGCCUCUCAUCCCUGCGGACAGGCCCUUCCUCUACAAGCUCAUCUGCUACCACAACCACACCAUCCUCAGACCGGCCUAAGCCUAAACUGUCCAUGCCAACAUCUCCAACCACACCGACAUCUUCUCCCUCUACUGCGUCCUCUCAGGCUUCUCCCAGUCUUUCCCGCUCCUCCUCCCUCUCCACACCGCCUGCCUCCCCUCUCCGCCUGCCAAUUAGAAGCCCCUCUCAGGUGGGCAGAUCUCAGCUCAAUGCAGCCUCAACGGCAAAUCCCCCAUCUGGAGCCAAUGCCUCAGCUCCACAGCCUCUCACUACACCUGAACCAGAAGAGCCAGAGGAGGAGGUCAGUUUUGAGGAUCUGGAGUACAAAGCAAAGUCAGGAGAUGCUAAAUCACAAACCAAGAUGGGACGUUACUUCCUGGCGCUGGCAGAAGAAAGAGAUGAGGAGCUGAACAACUGCACAGCGGUCACUUGGCUGGUCCAGGCUGCUAAACAGGGCCGCAAGGACGCCCUCAAGCUGCUGCAGCAAUGCUUAGCCUCCAGAAAAGGCAUCACUCUGGAGAACUUUGAAGAGGUGAAGAAGUUGUGUACAGAAACACGGUUUGAGAGAGGAGUUCGGAAAGCGGCUCUGCUCAUGUACUGGAAAUUGAACCCAGAGAGGAAGAAGUCAGUGGCCGUUUCUGAGAUGCUAGAGAACGUUGAACACGUCGCCACAGAGCCAGGCAAACCAGUCUCCCCGGGCCCACUUAACAGCUCUGCCAAAAAACAGAGGAGAGUCUUGGAGACGAUGGUCACCAGCGAGUCCAGUUCUUAUGUCGGUCUUGACGAUUUUGUUGAGAUGACGAAGAAGUACGCUCAGGGUAUCGCACCGUCAACAGUCAUGGCUGCUGCAGGAGGCACUGACGACGACGAUGACGAUGAUGACGUAGUUGUGAAACAUCCAGAUGAACUGCCCCUGCACCAAAAGCUGCUGAAGUUCCCCUUGUACGCUCUGCUGGAGAUCAAGGAGCACCUCAUCGACUGGGCGUCGCGAGCUGGCAUGCAGUGGCUCAGUGCCCUGAUCCCCACGCACCAUGUCAAUGCACUCAUCUUCUUUUUCAUUAUCUCCAACCUCACCAUUGAGUUCUUCAUCUUCCUCAUCCCUUUGCUGGUUUUCUACCUCUCAUUCUUCUCCAUGGUCAUCUGCACACUGCGUGUUUUCCAGAAUUCAAAAGCGUGGGAAAAUUUCCGGGCUCUGACAGACCUGCUGACUCACUUUGAACCUGGUCUUGAUCUGGAGCAGGCUGAGACCAACUUUGGAUGGACACACCUGGAGCCCUAUCUGUACUUCCUGCUCUCAGUGAUCUUUGUGGUUUUCUCCUUCCCCGUGGCCGACAAGUCCUGGAUCCCCUGCUCGGAGCUGGCCACCAUAGCUCUCUUCUUCACCGUCACCGCCUUCCUCAGCCUUCAUGCCUCUGCUCAGCUCUUUGCUCGUAAAGCGCUCCUCACAGAAGUCCUCUCUGGGGCCUGCUCCCUCGCUUACCUCCUGCCAGACUCCCUCUGGUUCCUCAAGAUCUUUGGGAAGACGUUCAUCACCGUGCCUCUUGGGGACAUAGUGGUGUUAAACCUGGGGGUGCCCUGUCUUCUAUACGGCCACCUUUUCUAUCUGCUGUUCCGUAUGGCCCAGCUGAGAGGCUUCAAGGGUACCUACCUGUGCCUGGUGCCGUACCUGGUUUGUUUCACUUGGUGCGAGCUCUGUUUAGUGUUCCUUAAUAACGCCUCCACAAUAGGACUCAUUCGUACCUGCGUUGGCUACUUCCUCUUCCUGUUCGCCCUACCUGUACUCUCACUGGGCAUGGCUGCAAUGCUCAUGGUCCAGUUACUGCAGUGGUUCCUCGCUCUGGAAGUAAUUAAGAUGGUGGUCACACUGACUAUUUGUUUUGUGCCAGUAGUCCUGAGGCUUUGGACCCGCUUCAGUCUCAACCCCAUCGUGGUUUUUCGGUCAUUGUCCAGGAGUAGCAUCGUCAAGCUCAUCCUGGUUUGGCUCAGUGCAGUGGUACUCUUCUGCUGGAUGUAUGUCUACAGGUCUGAAGGCAUGAAGGUGUAUAACUCCACCCUGACGUGGCCUGAGUACAGCAACCUCUGCGGCCCACAGGCCUGGAGAGAGGCUAACAUGGCCCAAACCCAGAUUCUGUGUUCCCAUCUCGAAGGUCAUCGUGUCACCUGGACUGGACGCUUCAAAUACGUCCGUGUGACGGACAUUGAGAACGGGCCGCAGUCGGUUAUCAACCUGCUGCCUGUAUUUGUAGGGAACUGGAUGCGCUGUCUUUACGGUGAGCCGUAUCCUUUGUGUGACGAGGUGAAGAAUGUCACAGCGGAGCCUCAACCCCUGCCUGCCCCGGCGCCUCCCCGAGAAGAUCCACUCUGUAAACUUAAAAAACUAGCCAAGCACGAAUGCCACAUCAAACGCUUUGAUCGAUACAAAUUUGAAGUCACAAUGGGCAUGCCGCUGGAGAGGAAGACCAAGAACGGGACGAUCAUAGAGGACGAAGAUGCGACUAAGGACAUUGUCCUGCGGGCGAGCAACGAGUUCAAGUUUGUGCUUUUAAAGUUGAACACAGGAAGCCUGGUGGAGUUCAGUACUAUUCUGGAGGGACGUUUAGGCUCGAAGUGGCCCGUGUUUGAACUGAAAGCCAUUCACUGCAUCUCGUGCGGCGACACCCUCGUUCAAAGCCGCAGACAGUACAAGAUUGAACACGACUGGAGGCGCACGGCUCAGAACGCCCUGCAGUUUGGCUUUGACUUCUUCUUCAACCCCUUCCUGACCGCUCAGCUCGAGCAACACCCCGAAACAGAGACUGAAACAGAGAUUGCGACACAGGAGGAGGAAUAGACAGAGACAGAGUCAACAAGUACACUCGUACAAGACAUGAAAUGUCUUAACAUGCUGUUAAGAUGUGUGAUAAUGAUAAUAGAACCUUCACUUGAAGAACAUCGAUUGUACUCAACUACUCUUAACAGAAUCUAAUAGUAAAAUUGGCAAAUUACUUGUCAAUACUGUUAGAGGACAGAUAUUUAGUGUUUCAUCGGUCCUGUUGUAAAUCUGAACGUGAGCAAGUGUGUGUUUGCAUUCUUGUAACUGUUGAGCCAAAAUGUGAGAAUACAUAAUAUAAUUAAAUUAAGUUUGAAAGGAGGAGAAACACAAGGUAGUAAGGUUUUUAGAUUAAGUUUACAAUUUAUUGAUUAACACUAAAAGAAGAAACACACAAUCUCCUCAGCUGUGGUCAGCUGUGCAUUUGUUGUAAACAUUUCAUCACCGUACAAACACUAUCUUUCGUAUCCAAUUUUAUGUAUGUUUGUCAGUAUCAUGACACAUUUUUGUGGUCAAUCAUCAGUAUUUACAUUUUACAGUUUAAUUAUUGGACUGUACUCUCACUACAUUUGUUGUCUGUGUCCCACAAAGAAGUAUGAAAGGAGAGGUUAGAUCAUUUAUUUUAAACAAAAGGUUGCAAGUAUGAAGUCAAUUUGUAAGCUUUAAUUAUUUAAUAUUAUACAGAAUAAGUCCAGUAUGUCCGUUUUGGAGUGGUUGGUAUUGGAAAUGAUCUUCAAGUGCCUUAUAAAACUUAGUCUCACUUUAAAGAUAAUUUGGGAGAAAAUACUAAAUUGUGUCUGCAGUCAUUUACCUUUCUCCUCCCUCACUCGUCUUCAUGCCUGCUGUGCAGGGAUUUAAUAUAUUGAACAUUUUCAGUCCCUGAGUGAUGAUGUGUUUUAAGUUAGGAUGUCACUACUGUUUUCUAUUCUGUGACCCAUAAAUAUGAUGAAAACA
Molecule: messenger RNA, 4067 nt
Organism: Thunnus maccoyii (southern bluefin tuna)
Lineage: Eukaryota; Metazoa; Chordata; Actinopteri; Scombriformes; Scombridae
Gene: wfs1b
Product: Wolfram syndrome 1b (wolframin)
Exons: 10
Coding region: 222-3134 (970 amino acids)
Biological process (GO): calcium ion homeostasis; endoplasmic reticulum unfolded protein response
Cellular component (GO): endoplasmic reticulum; endoplasmic reticulum membrane
Molecular function (GO): protein binding
Source: RefSeq, a predicted model, not a curated record